AGCUAUCUCGAGAGCAUCCCGUUUUCGCCUAUUUUUGAGGCGCCUCAAAAAUAGAGUAUCUCGAGAGCAUCCCCUUUUCGCCGUGCUCUGCUCACAAAACCGCGUUCGUUUUAUUCGGCCAACUUCCCACCGAAUUCGCCUGAGAGGUUCUCGCUGCCUGAUAUCAGAAGCCAGAUUCACCUCACUUGGCCAAACGUCGCUUUAUUCCCGUCACUACGCAUCUCAAUCUCUUCGAACGGCACCACAGUAGAAUCUCUGUAUAUUGAGGAAGGGUUUUUUGAGUCGACUCAAAAAGUGCCCUUUCGAAGCGAACUGAACUGGAUAGUCGGACGAACUACUAGCCGUCUUCCCUUCCUCCUCCGUUUGAUUUGCCAUCAGCCCUUCCACCAAGCCCAGUAUAACCCGCUUCUUACGCAACGCAGUAUACAUUGUGUCUCCAUCACCUUCAUAUCUGUCGCGCUAGCCCCUUUAGGCCGUCGCAGCCAUGGGGUCUGGCAUGAGCCGCCCCCGGCGCAAAAAGGGCCCGGACAUCCGCGGGCGUCUCUCCGCGCUCACCGAUUCCUCCGCCUCCGCCUCCGCCUCGUUCCGCUCAUCCUCCUCCGCCUCCGGCUCCGCCUCGGGGAAGAUCCGCUCCCCCUUCGCGUGGAUCGUGGAGCGUGCAAAGACCCUCCGCGAGGGCAAGACGUGGCGGCGGCGGCAGAAGAAGCAGGAGAAGCGCCGGCGGCGGCGGCGGCUGGAAAACUCCGCGGCGGUGCAGCCCGUGGGGCCAUGGCUGCGGGAGAUUAAACCGGAGCAGAAUUGGGCGGAAAAAAUGUCGGGGAAGCAGUUCUGGGCAGAAGCCGCCGCGUCGGGGGAUAUUAUCCGGGAGAACGUGCGGAGCCACGCGCCUUCCCCCGAGGCUAAAGGCGCGGGGAAGCGCGCGCAGGAGAGGAUGCGCGUGUCCCCGUCCACGCUGUCGCCUCCGCCUCCCCCCAUGUUCCCCGCAUCACUGCUGGAUGACGAGACGCCGCACGUCCCGGCGAGCAUCACGCCGCCCAUCACGGCGCCAUGCUGGGGAAGCGCCGGGGCCGCGGCGACUCUUGCAGACACUGCAAAUCCGCCUGCAGCGGCACCUGCUGCGGCACCUGCUGCGGCACUUGCUACUGCGCCGCUUGUUACAGCUGCUACAACAGCUGCUGUGACUGUGGCGCCUCCUGUCGCUGCAGGAAUCCCUGCUGUUACACCAGCUGCGCCAGUUACGGCAACUCCGGUCGCCACGGUGGUUCCAAUGGUUACAGAGUUACCUGCAGUUGCCGCUCCAAACGCCGCUGCCCCUGCUGUUCCUGCCAUCACACCAGCUGCUGCGGUUACACCAGAUCCUAUGGUUACAACAAUCUCGACGGUUACAACAGCUACAGUGAUUCCUGAAAUACGAUCGUUUUUGGAUCACGUUCCUAUGGUCAUCGAGCCUACAGCGACGCCUGAAGUUACGCCUGAGGUUACGCCUGAGAUUACGCCUGAGAUUACAUCGCUGUUGGACGACGUUCCUAUGACCACAGCUACAGUACCAGCUACAGUGGCGUCUACACCUCCUUCGUUAUUGGAAGACGUUCCUAUGACGACAGCUACAGUACCAGUUACAGGACCAGUUACAGUGGUAGCUACAGUGCCAGCUACAGUGGCGUCUACAAUUCCUUCGCUAAUGGACAACAGUCCCAUCAUUGCACCCGUUCCUGCAGUUACCAUGCCUCCUGCAGCGGUUGCAAUCGCCACAAAAUCAGCAUCAAGCGAAUCUGGCUGGCUCAAUUUCUUCAACACCUAGGGGAAAUCUUAAAGCCUCACCAACGUAUCCACAAAGGCUCAGGUGUCUUCAUUUUCAUUGCUGGCAGGAAAGACUGUGCCUUUCUUCCUCCUGACGGAAUAUAUCUUACUGGGGAAAAUGCCCGGAAGCUGUCAACGUGCAUACAUCGGGGUUUUAUUGUCUCCCAUCUCACGUGGAGCAUGCUGGAAGUGCGAUGUUAGAGUACAUAGGAAGGCUUGAACGACCCAUGUGUGACGACCUGAGCACUCACAUUCAGAGGCAUCUAGUUGAGUGUAUUAGGCAAGCGUCUACUCGUCAUGCUUCCAAUUCCCAGCAUAUGGCAUCCAAGUACCGUGUAUGAUGAUUUGUUGCUCCAUAUGCAUCAUAUGAUUAGAUUUAUGUUGGCAUGCAAAGAAUAAUGAUAACUCCUACCU
Molecule: messenger RNA, 2214 nt
Organism: Closterium sp. NIES-67
Lineage: Eukaryota; Viridiplantae; Streptophyta; Zygnematophyceae; Desmidiales; Closteriaceae
Source: the annotation of a GenBank genome assembly